AUUGAUUCAGUUAUCCUUCAAAUAUUUGUUUAAAAUGUUAGGUGGCGUUCGCCUGAAAGUUACUUUUACUUAUGAGCGCUCUUGUUUUGGUUAUAUUAAUUUCAAAUAUUCUUCCAAUAAUGAACAGUCCCAGUGCAUACAAAUUUUGUCAAAGGAGAAUCCAAUUGUAUUAUGGGCAGUAUUCAGUAACACUAUUCCGGAAGGUCACAUAGCAUGUAAUCCUAUAUAUAGCAAGUUACUCGGUCUAGAAGAGGGCUUGGAAGUGUUCGUAUCUCCAUAUGGUGAUGUCAAAGUUUUGAACGAGCUUCAUGUCGAUGCUGAUAGUCCAGAUGAUCAAGAAAUUUUGGAACACAAUGUGGAAAUUUUGCAGUUCAGGAUAUUAGACCAGUUACGUUUAGUGGUGGCUGAACAAAAAGCCGUAGUAUGGAUAUCAUCAUCUUUGCCCAUAGUCUUUACUCCAAAACAAACUGGCAUAUUAGUCAAUGAGAGUAGAAUUUAUGUGAAAGUAGAUGCUUUUAAUAGUAUACAUGGUAGUCCUCAAAACAUACCUACCAACAAUAUAAAUGAUAAAGACAACACAAAAUUUAAUAGCAUCGGCCAAAUCAAUGACAGCAUGUUAGCUCCUUAUUUUAAGGUACCAAAGCGACUAGUGUUACGGGCAUUGCCAAUAGAUGGUGAUGGCAAAAAGAAUUUAAUCCACCCAUACUCAGUUUUUAUCCAUGAAGAUGUGUUAGGUGAUAUUCCUAAAAAUUUAACAGUCAUUUUAGCCACCAUGAUGGAAAUACAAUCAAUAAUGCAAGAUGAUAAGGAGGAUGAAGAAACGGAUAAUAGUAACCAAAUAGAUGGUAUUUGUGUAGAAAUAGUACCAAUAGACAAUGUUAUAUACAGAAGUCUAUGUAGAGAAGUGUACAACAAAAACAUUCCAACUGUACUUAUUCCUAAAAAUCUUAAUUCAAUAAUAAAUAUAGAGAAUGGUAUGAAAAUCAUAUUCACUGUACUGGGUGAUACUUUAGAAAGUCCAGAGCACAUAGAUAUAGUAACAUACUGUGACAAAGUACAAAGUGAAACUGAGGUUAUAGAAAAGUUUAAAAAGUGUGUAGUAGAAAACACACAUUCUGGAAAAAAGUUUCUUAUAAAUGAUAACAUGGUGAAGCAGAAUACACAAAUAAGCAAUGGUUUCCUCAGAUUGAAACUUAAGCCUGAUAAAAUCAAGUACACCAUGUUGAAUUCAGAAUCAUUCCGACAUUGUACUGUCUCAGCUAAAUGUUUAAAUGACGCCGAUUUAGUUUUACCGAAACAGGUAACUUCAAACUUGGAUUAUGACUACAAAAAUUACUGCAGAACAAUGCAAUCUAACCAAAAAUUGGUGGAGAAAAUAAUAUCACACAUAAAUUUUGAAAUUCAUAGAGAGGCAAAUUUUAAAGGAGUAUCAGAAAUCAAAAGUAAUAUUUUGAUAACAGGUUCCAGCGGUUGUGGCAAAUCAGCAAUUUGUCAUAUUGUCCAGAAAGAAAUAACGUUUUGGUCCCAUUUGCUACACUGUCGGUCCUUGAAGGGUCGGAAAGAUAUUCCGGAAGUCAUAGGUAAAGCAAUACUAAUGUGCCAAGAGCACAGUCCGGCUGUAUUAAUUUGUGACGAUUUUGACUCCCUGGUUCCACCUAACUUAGAGGGUACAUCACCACAGGACAUUGCUUACUAUCAAAGGUUAGCGGUGUGUAUAAAAAAAAUGUUGCAGACAUGUGUCGGUGUGUGCGUGCUGCUGACGGCGGGCAGCAUCAAGGAGCUGCACCCCACACUUCGACAGUUCAACGGAAAACCACUUUUCACUGCACAAUUUGAUGUGCCUGAAUUGAACCAAGAUGAGAGAGCUGAACUUUUCAAACACUUGCUAAACGACAAGAUAAGAGAGACAUUCCGGGUAGAGGAGGAUGAUGUCACGAGGCUCGCCAUGGAUACGCCCGGUUACAACGUCCGGGACAUCGUCGAUUACUUCAAUAAGAAAGUGUUUAAAGCUAUUAAGAAGAAAAAAGCCCAUGCAGAGGAGCCAAAGCCCCGCCUAGUGGAAGACGCGGCUAAGGACGAGGAGAAGUCCAAAGCGUUUGACAUCUGGGGGCCGGUCGGCGGGCUGGAUGAUGUCAAGCAACAACUCACAGAGUGUAUAUUCUGGCCGUUAAUGUACCCGGCGUUGUUCCCGUCGCGCGGCUGCGGCGUGCUGCUGUACGGCCCGCCGGGGUCGGGCAAGUCGCUGCUGGGCUCGUGCCUGGCGCGGCUCGCCGGCGUCAACAUCAUCGUGGUGAAGGGGCCAGAGCUACUCAGCAAGUACAUAGGCCAGAGCGAGCGCGCCGUGCGGGACGUGUUCGACAAGGCCGAGAUGCGGAGACCGUGUAUUCUAUUCUUCGACGAAUUCGACAGUCUCGCCCCAAAACGUGGCCACGACUCGACCGGUGUGACGGACCGUGUGGUGAACCAGUUGCUUGCGCGGCUGGACGGCGCGGAGGGCGCGCCCAGCGGUCCCGUGCUCGUCGCCACGUCGCGCCCCGACCUGCUCGACCCCGCGCUGCUGCGCGCCGGCCGCAUACAGACGCACAUCUACACGCCGCUGCCCGACCAGCGGGGUCGUCACGAGGUGCUCAAGACUCUCUCGACCAGUGUGUCGUUGGACGAGUCCGUUGACUUGGCAGCUCUGUCGGAGCGGACGGAGGGCUACUCGCCCGCGGACCUCAAGGCGCUGCUCGUGACUGCGCAGUUGGGCCGACUCGAGCGACAGCUGGUAAACAGCGAGAACAGGAACGUGGAGUCGGUGGUAGUGGGUGAGGAGGACAUUGCCAUCGCGCUGGAGGAAUCCAAACCCUCGCUCACAAGGGAACAGAGGCUGUUCUAUGAUACCAUAUACAAAAGAUUUCGAGGAGAAAAAUUAACAACAGAACAAAGACUAGUCGCGCGGCAGAUGGAGAGGGAGAGGGUUACUUUGGCUUGAAAAAUUGUUUCUUCAGUAUAAUCUACUUAUUGGGGCAUAUUACACGCAUCAAUAUUGUCACGAUUCCGUAAUAAUAUUG
Molecule: messenger RNA, 3053 nt
Organism: Aricia agestis (brown argus)
Lineage: Eukaryota; Metazoa; Arthropoda; Insecta; Lepidoptera; Lycaenidae
Gene: Pex1
Product: peroxisome biogenesis factor 1
Exons: 13
Coding region: 35-2974 (979 amino acids)
Biological process (GO): protein import into peroxisome matrix
Cellular component (GO): cytosol; peroxisomal membrane; peroxisome
Molecular function (GO): ATP hydrolysis activity; ATP binding
Source: RefSeq, a predicted model, not a curated record